Messenger RNA from Zea mays, 979 nucleotides. RefSeq names its product chaperonin10. The coding region runs from base 44 to 808 and encodes 254 amino acids. Gene Ontology annotation, molecular function: protein folding chaperone; transition metal ion binding; protein-folding chaperone binding. The transcript has 5 exons. Lineage: Eukaryota; Viridiplantae; Streptophyta; Magnoliopsida; Poales; Poaceae. Gene Ontology annotation, biological process: positive regulation of superoxide dismutase activity. Gene Ontology annotation, cellular component: mitochondrion; chloroplast. The record is from RefSeq and is marked provisional.
UGCUGUCCUCUGUGCUAUCCGCUAGGGUUUAUCUGCUCGAGGAAUGGCGUCGGUGCAGGUCUCCGGCGCGGGGGUCGGUGCCGCGGCCUUCUCUGUGAAGGGGAAGGCCUCCACCGGUGCGCUCCGGCUUCGCUCUACGUUGACCUUCGGCGAGGUCUGCCCGGCGCGGCGGGCGUUCCGCGGCCUCGUCGUCAGGGCCGCUACCGUCGUCGCCCCCAAGUAUACAACACUUAAGCCCUUGGCUGAUAGAGUGCUUGUAAAGAUUAACUCUUCCGAGGAGAAGACAACUGGUGGAAUCUUGCUCCCUACGACUGCUCAGUCCAGACCUCAAGGUGGCGAGGUAGUUGCUGUUGGAGAAGGAAGGAUAAUUGGGGAUAAGAAAGUUGAUGUCAGCAUUCAGGUUGGAGCUCAGGUUGUGUAUUCUAAGUACGCUGGAACCGAGGUCGCGUUGAACGAUCACAGCCAUCUGGUUCUCAAAGAGGAUGACGUUAUAGGUAUCUUAGAAACUGAUGACGUGAAAGACAUGAAGCCUCUGAACGACCGUGUUCUAAUCAAGGUUGCUGAAGCUGAAGACAAAACUCCAGGAGGCCUACUGCUUACGGAAACUGCCAAGGAGAAGCCAUCUAUCGGAACGGUCGUAGCGGUUGGCCCAGGCCCCCUGGACGAGGAUGGCGAGAGGCUCGCGCUGUCCGUCUCCGCGGGGAGCACUGUCCUGUACUCCAAGUACGCCGGCAGCGAGUUCAAGGGCGCCGACGGCACGAACUACAUCGUGCUGAGGGCGUCGGAUCUGAUGGCCGUUCUCUCCUGAACUGGGCUUGGGCUGGAGGACGAACGAGGUGCAGGUGCAGGAGCAGGCUUAGCAAUACCGUAGGAUUCCUCGCGGCUUUCCCGUCCCCUCCCCCCUCCUACUUGGUUGUCUUGUUUGACUGUCUUCUGAGGAACCGAACAACAGUAAUAAGCACACCGAUGCCGUUCAUAC